UAAGCCCAACUACUAUUUUCUUUGUCGUUUGUAACGUCCCUUGAGUUAUAAAGUCAAAAUAACUUCCUUAUCAUUAGCCCACACUGCUGUAAUUAAUAAGAUAGAGCUCCGUCCAUUCCCUUUCCUCUUCAACCAAAUAUUUCACAGGUUGAGCAGUUUAUGACUUGAAUUGUAUUAACAAAUAUGGAGGUGGCUUCGAAUUUCCAAACAUUGUCUUUUGGACCAACAAUUAGUCGACCCCAUAUCGGACGCAUUGAGUUUAGAGGAUCCAUAGCUUCAGGUCAUUCCAAUAUCAAUGGAGUUCAGAUUGAUCACCGCCUUCCUUCACCUUCUCUAAUGCAACUCAAUGUAGUUUCAACUGGCAGAAUUAAAGUAGGUUCUGGAUAUUUUCCUGGACAUGGUGCUUUUGAUUCAAGAAGUGGAACUUUCACACCUUUUAGGCAAGGCCCCCAUUCACAUUCACUGAGACCAUGCCAGGUCAUGAGUGAGGAUUCCGAAGGAACUUUGAGCGGUGAAAACAUUUUGCUAGAUGAGGAAACCUUGGCGAAGGAUUUAAAGACUGCUAUUAAAGAGGAGAACUAUGCCCGAGCAGCAAAAAUUAGGGAUAGCCUCCGACUUCUCCAGGAGAACAGUAAAGCCUCUGUACUAGCAGCAAACGCUCGCUUUUACAAUUCUUUCAGAAAUGGAGACUUAGCUGCAAUGCAAACCCUCUGGUCAAAGAAUGAGAAUGUUUGCGUUGUGCACCCUGGUGUCAGUGGCAUAACUGGCUAUGAUCUCGUAAUGGGAAGCUGGGAGUUUGUAUGGGCAGAAUAUGAUUUCCCACUUGAUAUCGAGAUUAGGGAUGUUCAAGUUCACGUUAGAGGUGAUAUGGGGUACGUUACAUGCAUUGAGAUGGUUAGAACUAAAGGCAGCAGCUGGGGAAAACAAUUCGCUACAAAUGUUUUCGAGAAGGUUGAUGGGCAAUGGUUUAUGUGUAUUCAUCAUGCAUCGUACAUCGACUUGUAAAUUGUUAACAAUAAAGCUCUUGUAGAGGCUGUGGAUAUCGAAUGAGUAUGUUAGGCGCAGAAAGUUUAAAAUCUCGGCACAGAAAUUUUGUAGCUUUUCUUCUACUAUAGUUGUUGUGACCUAUUAUUUAUGAAUUAAAAUACUAUGGUCUUUGUCUCUUUGUGUUGUAUCUCAAAAAUUGAGCAGUGUAUGAUUGAUCUGGUCGGGUUUGGAUUAAUGCAGAUUGGUUUAUUCA
Messenger RNA from Lycium barbarum (goji berry), 1240 nucleotides. RefSeq lists its product as uncharacterized. The transcript is spliced from 4 exons. NCBI's taxonomy places the organism in Eukaryota, Viridiplantae, Streptophyta, Magnoliopsida, Solanales, Solanaceae. The record is from RefSeq and is a predicted model, not a curated record. The coding region runs from base 184 to 1005 and encodes 273 amino acids. Gene Ontology annotation, molecular function: protein binding.